This is a messenger RNA of Drosophila melanogaster (fruit fly), 1566 nucleotides long. RefSeq lists its product as uncharacterized. The transcript has 3 exons. Bases 33 to 1265 code for a protein of 410 amino acids. The record is from RefSeq and is marked reviewed. Lineage: Eukaryota; Metazoa; Arthropoda; Insecta; Diptera; Drosophilidae.
UACGCCUGAUCAAUCUACUCUAAUCUUAGACUAUGGAGAAAAAAAACAAAUGUUGUAAGCACUUUAAGGACCAUGGGGCGCAGAAACCAUCACAACUCAAUGAGCACAAGGAGCAUAAAUUAAGGGACCAUUACCGCAAGGAACGAAUGAAGUCUUCAGAGAAUGUGCAAAAGUCCUACAAACAUAAUUAUACGACAAAUCAAAAUCAGAUACGGCAGGACUAUUAUUGCGAUCAUUCGUGGGAGGAUCGUGAGUCUCCUUCUAACCAUGAAGACCAUGCUCAGUAUUUGUUUUCCAAAAAAUGUUUCAAUGUUAAUUAUCACCCGGCACAAAAUGAGAAGUGGAAACACCAGUCGAAAUUAAAGGUGAUGAUGCAACCCAGUUCAAAUUACACACCCAAGCAAGCAAUUGUUCCAGCAUAUCUCCUUAAUGAUAGAAAAAGGCAGAAACCAGUCAUAGAACACAGCUGUGGGGACUACCUUCUCUAUAAGAAUCAAAACUAUGAAGCGGACCCAUCUAGUAAAAGUGAGCAGUGUGAGGUCGAGGGUGGUUAUAAUAACAUAACCCCACAUCGUUUAAACCACCACCAGAAGCAAAAGAAAGACUCUGAUUUACUUAAUGCAGCUAAGGCUCAUUGCCAGGCUGCUGCCGAAAGAUUCCAGAAUAAGUUUCCUUCAUGCAGUAAGUGUUCCUCCUCCAACGAAUCCCAAUCGAAACCAUCCAGAAUAACCGUGAUCAGUGCGAAAAGCGGAGACGAUCUCAGAGCGGCUGUUCGGUCCCAAAUAGAGGUCCAAGAGGCCUUGAAUGCGUUUACACUUGAAGUGAAGGAUAAGAGGGAGGAAGUACCAUCCGAAGAAGAACGCAGUACCAAGCCCAAAAAGAGCAAACAAAUUACGUCUCAUACGCAAGCCGAGAAAGUGGAUCCCACUGCCGAAUGCGCCCAAUUAGAUACCCUAGGGGUUGACGAUUUAGAACUCGUGGAUCUAAGUGGCAGUCCUAGUGAUGCCGCUAUUACCAAUGUGGAUGUAAGUGACAGUCCUGGUGAUGCAGCUAUUACCAAAAUGGAUCUAAGAGACAGUCCUACUGAUGCAGAUAUUAACAAAGUAAUUGAUCCGGUUAUCAGGAACAUUCAGCGCAUGUAUCUGAACACUCUGAAAGACGAAAUGUCCCUCAUGGAGUAUCUAGUUACGGUCCCGGAAUUAAUUAAAAAAGCUUUUAAGCGUCCACUCGCUGAAAAAGAGCAAAAAAUAACAAGGGAGUGUUGAAAGCACAUUUAAAUUGUAUUUAUUCAAUGUUUAUAUAUUUUGAUCUUUAAAAAGGCAGUAACAAAUUACAAAAUGUGCACUUUUAAAUAACGCGCCAAAUAUGACUCGCCUAUAGAUGGCGCACUUACACGUUACAAUCGAUGUUACGAUAUAUCCAUCUAUUCUUUCAUUCACAAGUCUAUCUGCGCGGGUUGCCGCUAGAUGGCGCCUAACAGAACACUGUUUAUUGACUAGUGUGCACAAACGCUCCACAUCUGAAGACUAGAGUUGAAAAACGACAGUGCGAGACGGCUUCUAGAAC